GCGAAGAACAAGCAGCAUAAUGUCUGGUAUGUCUAGCUUUGCCUCGAUCGCUAUGAUAGGAGCUGUUGGAAGUCAACCCGACCUGGCCCGCGAAUCUUCUUCUGAAGAAGAGGAUGAUAUUCCAUCUCCUACUCCAUCUCAGAUUAAAGAAGCUAACCAUUUGCUAAGAUCUGUAUCUACAGCCAGCAGUUUUCUAGAUGGAGGAAUGUCCGACACUGUUACAUUUUCCCUUUCACCUGAUCCCACCGGUCCUAACGGCCAAGCAAAUCCUGUAUUUACCUUUGAAGUUGACGCACCGUCCAAUAAUUCCACAACGAAGGGAGAUUCAACAAAGCUGUGAAGAGAACAUAUUGUUUGCUGUCUGUGAUAUUUUGUUGUAUUGGAUGAAAC
Messenger RNA from Saccostrea cuccullata (small rock oyster), 390 nucleotides. RefSeq lists its product as uncharacterized. Lineage: Eukaryota; Metazoa; Mollusca; Bivalvia; Ostreida; Ostreidae. The transcript has 2 exons. The record is from RefSeq and is a predicted model, not a curated record. Bases 20 to 340 code for a protein of 106 amino acids.